AUGUAAAACAAUUAGACCUCUAAGUUUGAUAAUGAGAAUAUUAUUAUCAAUUGUGUAACAUACAUAAAAUUAGAAAAACUUGGUGAAGGGACAGAAAGUAAUGUUUAUAAAGGGCUAAAUACUUAAACGAAUGAAAUUGUAGCUAUUAAAGAAUACAAAUAAUAAAUUAAUGAAAAGGAAUACAGUGCAUUGUAAGCACUUUAAAAAUAGAAUUUGAAAUAUAUUAUUGGAAUAAAAGAAGUAUUAUAUUAGGAAUAAAAAGAAACAAUAAUUAUUAUGGAAUUUGCUGAUGGAGAAUUCAAUGAAUUUAUGAAAACAGAUGAUUAUAAACAAUUAAGUAUUGAUUAAAAAAAUAAAUAUUUUAUUUAAGUAAUAAAAUAAAAUGAUUAUAUUAGAUGGCAAAAGGAGUUAAUUAACUACAUGGUUUGGGAUUAUUUCAUAGAGAUUUAAAACCAGUAAACUUUGUCUAUUUUAAUAAACCAAACAAUUAAAAAAUUAUUAAAUUGAUUGAUUUUGGAAAAGCAAGAAAUAUAGAUAAUAAUAAUGAUGAACUUCGGAAAACAUAUUAAGUUGGAACACCUUAAUAUGGAGCUCCAGAAAUUAUUACGGGUGAUUAUGAUAAUUAAAUCGAUAUCUGGUCUUUGGGACUAGUUUGGUGGGAAAUGUUAACAAAUGAACCAUUCUUUAAAAGUAUCAAUUAAAAAAAAAAAUACAAUCAAUAAAUGAUAGAUUCUGAAAUUGAUUCUUGUAAGUUUAUAUAAGAAAAAGAGAGUAAUUUUCUAAAAAAAAUGUUAAAUUUAGAAGCUUCUAAACGACUUUAAUUAAAAGAAAUUAUAUACGCUUAUAAGAAAUAAGAUGGCAAAUAAUAAAAUUUAAUCAAUAUUAAUUAAAAUUAAAGCACAUACAGAAUAAUAAAUAAAAUUGGUUAAGGGGCAGAAUGUAUUGUGUAUAAAGGGUAAAAUACUUAAACGAAUGAAAUUGUAGCUAUUAAAGAAUACAAAUAAAUAAAUCAAAAUGAAUUAAAAGCUAUUUAAGCAAUUAACUAAAAGAAUUACAGUCAUAUAAUUGGAAUAAAAGCAGUCUAAUAAAAUUCUAAUUCAUGUAUAAAAAUAGUUAUGGAAUUUGCAGAUGGAGAUUUUUAUAAAUUUAUGUCAACAUAAGAUUAUUAAAGAUUGGGCUAUGAUUAAAAAAAUUAAUAUUUUCUUUAAGUAAUUUAAUUAUAUGAUAAUUUUUAGAUAGCAAAAGGGGUUGAUUAACUUCAUGAUUUGGGAUUUUUUCAUAGAGAUUUAAAACCAGAAAAUUUUGCAUUAAUUGAUCUACCAAACAAUUAAAAAAUUAUUAAAUUGAUUAACUUUGGUUUUGUUAAAGAAACUGGAAAUUUUAUGGCAAAGACCGCAUGCGUUGGAACGCCUUAUUAUAUAGCACCAGAGGUCUUAAAAUAUUUUUAAAAUUAAUGUUAUUAUGACAAAUAAGUUGAUAUUUGGUCUUUGGGAGCCAUUUGGUAUGAAAUGUUAACAGGAUAAAAAUUAUUUAAUGGUAAUUUUUAUUUAUAAUCUUAGGUAAUAAUUAAGAUGAAAUAUUUAAUUAAAUCUUAAAUAGUAGCUAAAAAUAAAUUGAUUAACUAAUUUAAAAUAAUCAAUAUAUACAAAUAAAAGAAAAAGAAUUAAUCAAAAGGAUGCUUAGAAAAACACCAAUAGAAAGAAAAUCAUUGAAAGAAAUAAUUGCAGCUUAUAUUUAAUAACAAGUUCAAUAUUAACCAUUUCAAAAUUAAUAAUUUCUAAAUUAACAACCUCAAAUCCAAUAAAAUUAGAAUUUAUACCAAAAUUAAUUUUAAUAAUUCUAAUUCUAAUAAUAAUAAUAAUAAAAGCUAUAAUUUAAUUAAAUGAAUCCUCAAAUAUAACCAACGAAUAAUAUUUAAUUUCCUAGUAAUUCAACAUAAAUAAGAUUUAAAUAAUAGAUUUAAUAAGAAACAAAACAAAAAAACAUGGAGGAAGAAUUAAAAUAAAAAAGAGAAGAUUUAGAAAAGUAAAAAGAGAAAGAGUUUGCUGAAAAAUUAGAAAUAGCUAAAUAAUAAUUACAAUAAGAUUAUGAAAAGGAAAUAAGAUUAAAAGAGAAUGAAUUAAAAUAGUAACAAGAAAAGGCUCAAUAAUAAGAUGAGAUGAUUUAGUAAGCAAUUAAGUUUUAAAAUGAAAUGAAUAAUUUCAAAUAACAGAAAGAAGAAGAAUAUUAGAAAAAUAUUGAAUAGAUUUAAAAGGAGGCUUAAAAGGGUAUGUAAAAAGAAAUUGAUCAAUAAUUAUAAGAUUAUAAAAAAUAGAUUAAAGAAUAAUUAGAAAUAGAAAUUGAGGAAAAAUAUAAAUAAGAUUAAAUAAAUAAAGAAAAUGAAUUAAAAUAAAAACAAGAAUAAGAAAAUAAAAAAUAAUUAGAAGAAAAAAAAUAAUCCUUGAUUAUUUAAUUGCAAACUUAGUCAAAUAAUAUCUAAAUGUUUAUAUCAAAUCUAAAUUAAAAAUUAGUACAUAUAAAUGAUAUAGACACAUAAGUUUAAAAUAAAAAUGAGCUAAUAAAUUUAAUAAAUAAUGAAAUCUAAAAAUAAAAUAAAAAACAAAAUGAAAAUGAAGAAAGUCAACAAUAAAUUUAAAAAGCUUCAUUAUUAUAGGAACUCAGUGGAUUGGAUAAUAAAAUAUCUUAAGAAAUGUCAUAAAAUAUAGAAGAAUAAAAUAAAGUUAUUAAUAAAAUUAGAGAAUAAUAAAUAUAACUUGAAAAGGAUGUAAGUGAAAGAGAGAAAAAUAUUUUUUAAUUAUAAUUUACUAAAGUACAAGAAUAGUUUAACUUAUUUUAAGGAAUUAUUUAAAAAUUUUAGGAGAAAAUUAAGUUUUAUGACAAAGUUUCAUUUUAAAUGUAAGAGGAAGAAAAACUUCAUGAAGUUAUUGGAUAAUAUGAAAAACUAUUAAUAUAAUUCUAAGUCUUAUAAUCAUUAGUGAAAAAUAUUAAUUAAUUUGAGUUAUCUUAACAAGUUAUUAAUUAUUAAACCUUUAAUAUUAAGGUUGAAGAAAUUUAAUAAUCAUAAAAUAGACUUAAAAAUUAAAUUGAUGAAUCAAAUAAAUCAAUUGAAUAAACUGAUAUCAAAUUUAUUAAUGAACACCGUAGGUAAUUAGAUGUAUUAGCCCAUAAUUUAAAUGAUUACUUAGAUAAAUUUAAAUAUCUGUCUAAGAAUGAAAAAUAUAAAAAUAAAAUUGAUUAAAUAAUUUCUAAAAUAGAAAAUUGUUUUAACUAGUUAAAUCAAUUGAAUUAAUUAUUAACAUAAGGAAUAUUUUAAAAUUAUCAAUAGUUUAAUCAAAAAAUAGAUUCAAUCAAUCAAAAUUUAUAUGAAUUUUAAAAAUAACACAACUAAUUGCAUGAAUAAAUUUAUCAAGAUUAAUAAAUUCAAUAACAAAAUGAUGAAAGAACAAAAAAGUUAAAAAAUAUUGAAGGAUAAUUAAAGGAAUUUACUGAUAAAAUGAAUUCACUAAAAACUUAGAUAAAUAAUUUAAUUAAUAAUCAAUAUUGCAAUAAUGAAUAUACUAGAAAUUUAAUAAUGGAAAAAUAAAGUAAAAUUGAUCAAAAUAUUAAUUAAAUUUAAAAUUAAUUUAAAAAUUUUAAAGACUUUAAUUAACUUACACAGUCAGAAAUUAACAAUCAAAUAAGCUCUUUAGAAUAAUUUUAGGAGAAAUUAAAAAAAUAAAUAGAUGAUGAAUAAGAGUAAGUUAUAUAAUUAUAAUUUAUAAUUUAAAAAAUAGGAGCAGAAAAUAAAAGUGAAUAAGAAAAAGAACUUUUACAAUAAACUAAUAAAUUAUAAUAAAAAUAAAUGCAACUUUCAAAAGCACUUUCAACAGUCUAUAUUGAAUAAGAUUAAAUUCAAUAAUAUAGGAGAAAAAAGAAGGUUUACUAGUACAAUUGAAAGAGGAAAUAAAAAAAUUAGAGGAAUAUAACGAAAUAAACAAUGAAAAUUAGAAGUUAUUUAAUGAAAAAUUAUAAUAAUAUAGAAAAUAAUAAACAUCACCUAAUUAAUAGAAUAAAAUUUAAGAAUUACUUUAAAAAUAACAAAAAUUUAAUUUUGAAAAAACCUUAAAAUUGAAAUACAUAUUGGGGAAAGUGCGAAAUAAGCCAAAUGAAUUAUAAUUUGAAGAUAUCAACAAUAAUCCUUUUGAUUAAUUUGAUGUUUUAAAAGAAAACGAAAAAAAAUUAUCCUAAGAAAUAAAUAGCAUAAUUUCCUAAGAAUUAAAUUAACAAUUAAAUCCUUCAUAUUAUGAUAAAUUAACAAAAAAAAUAAAUAAUUUAAUUUCUGAAAUAGAUACGUUAAUUUAAUAAAUUCCUUAAUAAAAUUAAAUAUAACGAUUUUAAAAUUAAUAUAAAAAAAAUGUAGAAUAAUUUUAAAUAUUAUAUGCUUUAGUUAAUUAUAUAAUGUAGUAUCACUUAACAAGAUAUUUUGAGAGAAUAAAAGAAAAUGAAGAUAAAUCAAAGGAUAAAUAAUAAAAUUUUAAAGAAGGCAGUUAUAUAAAGGCCUUUCAUGAUAAAUAAAAUGAAUAAACGAAAGAGAGCACUAAAAAAGAGAAGGAAGCUUAAGAUUUAUUAAAGAUCUACGAAAAUAUUCUAUUUAAUAAUUACUCUAAGAAGCUGAUUGAUGAAAUGGAAAGAGAUUAUUAAACAAUCAAGAAGGAAAUUGAAACUUAAGAAAAUUUUAUAAAAUAAAAAAAUUUAGUUAAACUAAGAGCAUGUAUUAAAGACUAGAAAAUUAUCAAAGAAAUUAUAAACGAUAAAUAAUAUUAUAAGAUUACAGAGUUUGCAUAGAUGUUAAUUUUUUAAAUAAUUAUGAAAUGA
This is a messenger RNA of Paramecium sonneborni, 4854 nucleotides long. Lineage: Eukaryota; Ciliophora; Oligohymenophorea; Peniculida; Parameciidae. The record is from the annotation of a GenBank genome assembly.